This is a messenger RNA of Coturnix japonica (Japanese quail), 1565 nucleotides long. RefSeq names its product mediator complex subunit 31 (gene MED31). NCBI's taxonomy places the organism in Eukaryota, Metazoa, Chordata, Aves, Galliformes, Phasianidae. Gene Ontology annotation, cellular component: mediator complex. Gene Ontology annotation, biological process: regulation of DNA-templated transcription. Gene Ontology annotation, molecular function: transcription coregulator activity. The record is from RefSeq and is a predicted model, not a curated record.
GGUCAUUUUCUACACAACUCGCAUCAUUAACGCAGCUCCUCACCACCACAGACCUUCCCAUCUUGCCUCGUUGCGCCUCCCGCCUAACUCCCGCCUGCCGACAGCGGGCGCUCCCGCCGCCAUUUUGAGGCCGGGCGGGGAGCGGAGCCCAGCACGCCGCCAUGGACGCAGAUGAUACAGGAAAUCGACUUAGGUUCCAGUUGGAGUUGGAGUUUGUUCAGUGCCUAGCAAAUCCCAAUUACCUCAACUUUCUUGCACAAAGAGGAUACUUCAAAGACAAAGCUUUUGUAAACUAUCUUAAAUAUUUACUGUAUUGGAAAGAACCUGAAUAUGCAAAAUACUUGAAGUAUCCUCAGUGUUUGCAUAUGUUAGAGCUGCUCCAGUAUGAGCACUUUCGCAAAGAACUGGUAAAUGCUCAGUGUGCCAAGUUUAUUGAUGAGCAGCAGAUCCUUCACUGGCAGCACUAUUCACGGAAGAGAAUGCGCCUCCAGCAAGCACUAGCAGAGCAGCAACAGAACACCUCUGUGAAAUGAAAAGCACUUGGAAGAGUGAUGAUAAAAUGUACUUUGCAUUAAUUCAAGUAUUUACAAGAAAGGAACAAAGUCUUUUGUAGGUUUUGCCACGUGUAUGCUUUGAAGUUUUGAUUUGUCUGGUGACUUUGUCUUGUAGCAACUUGUAACAUUUUUACAAGAGAAGCCUGAAACACCUACUUCUGCAGUUUCUUAUGUGGGAUGGGCAAUCUUGUUAAAAGUAUUAUUUCUGGUAUUGGUUCCUUUUGAAAACCAAACCUCCUUUUUGAGGGCACUGACAUUGCUGCAUCAACAAAAAGUGUCAUUCAGAAGACUCUCCAGCGAGAGAGAACAUGUCUCCAAAUGUGACUAAGACGUACUGCUUUUUAAGAGCAAAGUGAUUAUGGUUGUUGCACAAAAUUAAUUUGUAAUUUUUUCCCUGGAAACAGAGAUGAGCUAUUACUUGUCCAUUCUGUUUAGCUGGGGUUUUUUGAUGGGGGGUCGGUGGGCAGAGGUAAUUUAGACUUCUCUUGAUAAUGUUAUUUGAGAGACAAAAAAUGCAGUGUGAAGAGAUAAGGACUUGCAGAGUGGAGCAGAAAUAAGUAAUGACAAACUUUUAUAGCACAGAUGGAGCAAUGCCAUGUUUGUUUCCUGGGUUCUGGUACAAAGGUGGUGUAAAUGCUUGCAAAACUGGAGAAGCAUUAUGUGUUCUUGUGUAGCUGUUGUUUUUUUCUGUAAGGAUGAAGAUCAUGGUAGCUGUGAGGGAUUUCAUUUUCAUAUUUUAGAUUGUGCUCAUGCUGUAUUCACCUGUUUCAUAUUCCUGUAGGAGUAGGUGCAGCAGUGCAGUCAGUGACAUGGAAACUGCUAGCCCUCAGCUCACCAUACCUGCUGCUAAACAGAUAAGCUGCUAAACAUUGUUGGUGUUGAAAAUUUAGCUUAAAAGCUUCAGCAGCUGCAUAAAAUUAGCUUCAGGAAGAAAAAGUAUUUUUUUCUGGUCUUCUACCUGCUCCUCUCUGUACCUCCCCCUCCUCCGCUAUUAAAGGUUAAACUUAGUCA